UGGAAGCUCUACAUUUGGGAACACUGAUGGCAGCACAUGGCUAUUUCUUUCCAAUCUCAGACCAUGUUCUAACACUAAAGGAUGAUGGCACCUUUUAUCGAUUUCAGACACCCUAUUUUUGGCCAUCAAAUUGUUGGGAGCCGGAAAACACAGAUUAUGCUGUUUACCUCUGCAAGCGGACAAUGCAAAACAAAGCAAGGCUAGAGCUGGCAGACUAUGAAGCUGAGAGUUUGGCCAGGCUACAACGAGCAUUUGCUCGGAAAUGGGAGUUUAUUUUUAUGCAAGCUGAAGCACAAGCAAAAGUUGACAAAAAGAGAGACAAGAUAGAGAGGAAGAUUCUUGACAGCCAGGAGCGAGCAUUCUGGGAUGUGCACCGGCCGGUGCCUGGAUGUGUAAACACUACUGAGGUGGAUAUAAAAAAAUCUUCAAGAAUGAGAAAUCCCCAUAAAACAAGAAAGUCUGUCUAUGGCUUACAAAAUGACAUUCGAAGUCACAGCCCUACCCACACACCAGUACCAGAGACUAAGCCACCCACAGAAGAUGAACUACACCAAGAGAUUAAGCACUGGCAAAUGCAAUUAGACAGGCAUAGAUUAAAAAUGUCAAAAGUUGCAGAGAGUCUAUUAGCUUAUACAGAGCAGUAUUUGGAAUACGAUCCUUUCCUUGUGCCCCCUGAUCCCUCAAACCCUUGGAUAUCAGAUGACACCACGUUCUGGGAACUGGAGGCAAGCAAAGAGCCAGGACAGCAGAGGGUGAAACGAUGGGGAUUUGGUAUGGAUGAAGCUUUGAAAGACCCUGUGGGAAGAGAGCAGUUUCUCAAAUUCCUGGAGUCAGAAUUCAGUUCAGAAAAUUUAAGGUUCUGGUUAGCAGUAGAAGACCUGAAGAAGAGGCCUAUCCGUGAAGUUCCUGCUCGCGUCCAAGAAAUCUGGCAAGAAUUCCUUGCUCCAGGUGCACCCAGCGCUAUCAAUCUAGAUUCAAAAAGUUAUGACAAAACCACGCAGAAUGUAAAGGACCCAGGAAGAUACACAUUUGAAGAUGCUCAGGUCAGUUUGCAAUCCU
Messenger RNA from Eurypyga helias (sunbittern), 1059 nucleotides. It is a transcript of the gene RGS7, whose product is annotated as regulator of G-protein signaling 7. NCBI's taxonomy places the organism in Eukaryota, Metazoa, Chordata, Aves, Eurypygiformes, Eurypygidae. The annotation marks the transcript as partial. The record is from RefSeq and is a predicted model, not a curated record. Gene Ontology annotation, biological process: regulation of G protein-coupled receptor signaling pathway; G protein-coupled receptor signaling pathway. The transcript has 11 exons.